AUGUUUGGACGUCAUGUUGGAGAAUCCUCUGUCAUUGAACCCACCAUCAAUGCUGCCUGUCAAGUGGACUGGCCCAAGGACAAACUCUGCAUUGAGAUUCUCGAUGACUCGAGCGAUAAGACCAGUGAAAUCAUUGAAACCAUUGGUGCCCAGUGGAGAGAAAAGGGAGUCAACUGUGUUCGGCUUACGCGCCCCAAUCGCAUUGGAUACAAGCUCGGGAGUCUCCACGCACACAGUCCAGAUGUACAAGGCGAGCUUGUCGCGCUCUUUGAUGCCGACCAUCGCUGCGAACCAGACUAUCUACGCAAGGCCAUUCCGCACUUUUUCAACAGGGAUGGAUCUCCACGGACCAAGAUUAGAUUGGUGGCCACACCCUGGGCGUACUACAAUACCCAUCAAAACUUGCUCACCGAGUAUGAUUCGCUCGUCUUGGACUACGUCUUUGGCGUCGACCGGGUCGGAUUGGCGGGAGCUCAAAACCUUUUUGGAUUCAAUGGGACCGGUGGAGUUUGGCGACAGGCCGCUAUCGAUGUUGCGGGUGGAUGGAAAUGGGAUACCGUCACGGAAGAUCUCGACACGUCCAUUCUCGCACACAUGCAGGGAUACGAGUUUGUCUACCUUCGCCACAGUCCCGAUAUCGCCUUGAACGUCAAGCUCGGAGCCGUCUUUCAUCUCACCGUUUCCAUGACCUACCCCAUUGCCCUCGUUUCCGUCCUCCUAAAACCGGUCGUGGCCAGCUUUGGAGCCUUCACUUUGGGACUCUUGCUCUACGUCAAGGGAUUCAACACCUUUGUCUUUGUCCUGGGCAUUCUCACGGCAUCCUUUGGCAAGGUCUCGCGCAAUGGACACUACCAGUCCUUUUGGUCCAGAUUGGCACGGGCCGUCUGCAUGCUACUGCACUACCAGAUCCAACGGAGUCAACCUCUACACAAGAACGAAACGGAUAGCGUGGUCGUAUCCGAAACAAACACCAACGACAAAACCAAGCAAGACAAUAACUCCAAGAAGAAGAAGAAAAAGUCCUACGAGAACGAACAUAUCAAGGCUAUCUUGGGACUUGUCUUUGCAGUCUACGAUUGGAUAUGGAUUGCCAUCAAUGUCCGGUCCCGUGCCGUCACCGAAGAUCCCAUUGCCAUUUUCAUGGGCAUCUUCGUGCCACUUUUGGCGUCCAUUGGAUAUACGUACAUGCAAGGCUUGUUCCUCUACGAACUCGUCUUGCGGUACCUCGAAAAGAGAAAGCGGCAGUCCAAAGCCUUCCAAGUCCUCCAACCCCUCAAUAAGGGCGCGGCCACCCGUCAGAAUGACAACAUUGCCAAGAAAACCAAAGAAGGCCAUCUUGCCGAACUCUUUGAUAACUCGAGCACACACGACGACAUAUCCGAACACACUGCCUAUAGCUUGUUAGUUGGCGUGAUGCUGCCACCAGACAGCAUACAGGUAGCAGAUUCGACUCGUGAACAUUUUAGGAGUCGAGUGCUCUCGUUGGAUACCCCCUUACAGCCAGACCCACCGGCCAUUUUGAACUAG
Seminavis robusta is the source of this 1527-nucleotide messenger RNA. The record is from the annotation of a GenBank genome assembly. Lineage: Eukaryota; Bacillariophyta; Bacillariophyceae; Naviculales; Naviculaceae.